Sorex araneus (European shrew) is the source of this 921-nucleotide messenger RNA. RefSeq lists its product as uncharacterized. The transcript has 2 exons. NCBI's taxonomy places the organism in Eukaryota, Metazoa, Chordata, Mammalia, Eulipotyphla, Soricidae. The record is from RefSeq and is a predicted model, not a curated record. The coding region runs from base 292 to 921 and encodes 209 amino acids.
UCGUUGAUAAGGAGUGAGCCUUAUCCCAGUGCCGCCCCAUCGUGACCUUCGUGUCUUGGCGGAGUCCAGCCGAAGGAAGCAUCACUUGCUCUGGUUGGCCCCUCCUCGUCCUCGGCUUCCUUCCCCAGAGUCCCAGGAGCCACUGUUCUCCCUCGCCUGAACCUCCCAGUGCAGCCAGCCUGUCUGUGAGCUGUGUGCCCGGCGUUUCCUGAAGCCUGUGUGAUAUAUUAAGAGGCUGUGCUCACUGUCGAAGGCAACCAUCUGUUACAAAGUGCUGACACAUUUGUUCUGAUGGCAGCGCUGGGAAGGAAUCUAACAGAGCUGCAAUGGGGUGGUGAGGACAGAGAGCAGCUGACAGCUUUGAAACCCCACAGGGGGGCGGAGGAAGUCUCUAUGGGAACCAGGAAGAGCCAAAACACUCUAUGCAAGCAACCCCGUUGGCAGUGCGGGAGGUAUCAGUCAAAGAAUAACGGGCUCCAGUUCCUCUUGGGCUUUGGGCGGCAUUUACCGCGGAGGAAAAUGACGCUGUGUUUUGCGCAAAGAGGCCAAGGAGCAGCUGGAAGGGGAGGAAGCGACGUUGUGCACUCUCAAAGCCCGGCUAGCGACUGGGACCCCCGCCCCCUCUGGCUGUCCCUCCUGCGAGGACAGUGGCCCACCUGCUUCAUCAGCUUCCAUCCGACGGCUACUGCUGGGGGCACACACACAGCAGAGGGGGCCUGGUGCCGUCCCCGUGGGCUCCCGGGAGGAGGGGGCCCCGGCCGGGCUCUGAGCCCUGGCACUGCCUGCCCGGUGUGUGGAGCGCUGGGCACGGUGGCCUCAGAAAGCUGGCCUGGCCCGGGGGGCCUGGUCCCGUGCCCUGUCCUUAUUGCCCCCUUGUGUGCUGUGGCUCCCUCUGAGUCGUCUUUCCUCCAGUGCCCUUGA